GUGACUCAGAGAAUUUAUAGCUUUAAAUUGCUGUAUUUAUUAUUACAUCUGAGCUCUUUGGGUGGGCACUCCCUAAAUAUUUUAUUGAUAGAAUUCAGUGUAUGUAAUAAAAUUUAAACAGAAUGCAGUCAGUGGGAUGCUGCAUCAUUCAAUGUUUUUCUUUGCUUGAAAACAAAAAUGUCAAAUAACAGCUCUGGGGUUGUUAACAUUUUCCAGGAAUUGAUCAAUUUCCGGGCUAUGUUACUGCAAAUGUUCGUGAUUAUUUUUCUGUGCAUCAAUAUGCUGCUUAUUGUGACCUUUUUCAAAAAAGAGUGUUUCCACACAAGUGCUCGGUAUAUAUUAUUUGCUGUUAUGCUGCUUUCAGACAGUUUUGUGUUACUCCUAUCUGAUGUUUUGCUCAUCGUAAACUCUCUUGAGUUCACGAUACAGGUCUGGUUGUGUACCAUUAUUUCUGUUGUCACUGUCCUCUAUGUUAUGGCUACACCUGUGACUCUGACAGCAAUGACCCUUGAGCGUUAUGUUGCCAUUUGCCUACCCCUGCGCCAUGGGGAGCUGUGCUCCACACGGCGAUCAAUGCAUUGCAUCCUCAUCAUUCAUGGAGUCAGCUCUGUUCCUUGCAUCUUGAUUCUCACUAUGUUCUUUGGAACAGCCUCUUUGGGCCUCUACAAACAAAAGGCUUUAUGUUCAGUGGAGGUUUUCCUUUUGCAACCUUGGCAACGUCAUUUCAGGUCUGCUGUAAGUCAGUUUUACUUUUUGAUCAUGUGUAUCAUCAUCAUUUUCUGCUACAUUCAGAUAGUGAGGGUGGCCAAAGCUGCAUCAGCUGAGAAUAAACAGUCGACAAAGAGAGGACUCAGAACAGUGCUUCUUCACGCCUUCCAGCUGCUGCUCUGUCUCAUCCAACUGUGGACCCCCUUUUCAGAAGCUGCUGCACUUAAUGUUGAUGUUAAUUUAUUUGUGGACAUCAGGUUCUUCAAUUACAUGAUGUUUAAUCUUGCUCCAAGAUGCUUAAGUCCUCUUAUUUAUGGACUCAGGGAUGAAAAGUUUUUUCUCGCACUCAAAAACGAUGUUUGCCUCGGCUACUGUAAAAGAUACACAGUCUAAGUUGUCUUAAAAAUCCCGUAAAAUGUUAUUAUUGUUGUUGUUAUUAUCAUUAGUAUUGUUAGCAUUGUCUAGUGUGCAUCUGCCUUUCAACUAUAGACUGCUGGAGAUAAACACUAGCCCCCACACAGAAGGUUGUGUCUGCAAUUGUACAGCAGUUCUUGGGCCCCUUUUUAAUGUAGCUGAGAUAUGCAGCUUUUACUGUAUAAAUAGGUGUGAUUGUUGAUGUUCAUGUAUAAAGGAAAAAAAAUAUGUCAAUUUACAGUUUACUAACUGUGGACCGUCCAAGCAUCAAAUGCUCAGAAUGAAAUAACUUUUUUGAACAAUAUUUUAUUCCUAUGUGAACAUUAUUCUGUCCAACCAGCUAAGGAUUAUUUAUGGAUAUAAAAAAGUUUAAUUCUCUUUCCGUACAAUCUUGAAUAAUAGGUUAUAGUAGAGCCAGCUACAUUUAUUCAA
Molecule: messenger RNA, 1554 nt
Organism: Cyprinodon tularosa
Lineage: Eukaryota; Metazoa; Chordata; Actinopteri; Cyprinodontiformes; Cyprinodontidae
Product: odorant receptor 131-2-like
Exons: 1
Coding region: 178-1101 (307 amino acids)
Biological process (GO): G protein-coupled receptor signaling pathway
Cellular component (GO): membrane
Molecular function (GO): G protein-coupled receptor activity
Source: RefSeq, a predicted model, not a curated record